AUGUUCCGUCAAGCUAUUGCCCGACCCCUGGUCACUGCCAACCGCACAGUGACCCGCCGUACCUUCUCCGUUGCCGUCCCCCGGAUGGGCGAGGGCGACACCGGUGCUCCCCGGGCUGGAGGCGCAGCUUCUGGUGACCAGUUCACCAAGCGUGAGGCUGCCCAGGAGGCUGUGUACAUUCGUGAGAAGGAGCUGGAGAAGCUGCGAACCCUGAAGAAGACCAUCACGGAACAGCGCAAACACCUCGAUGAUUUGGAGGGCCACAUUGACAAACUCACCAAGGAGCAAGGCAAGUCCUAG
Molecule: messenger RNA, 300 nt
Organism: Penicillium lagena
Lineage: Eukaryota; Fungi; Ascomycota; Eurotiomycetes; Eurotiales; Aspergillaceae
Exons: 4
Coding region: 1-300 (99 amino acids)
Biological process (GO): negative regulation of ATP-dependent activity
Cellular component (GO): mitochondrion
Molecular function (GO): ATPase inhibitor activity
Source: RefSeq, a predicted model, not a curated record